Messenger RNA from Owenia fusiformis, 1770 nucleotides. The record is from the annotation of a GenBank genome assembly. Lineage: Eukaryota; Metazoa; Annelida; Polychaeta; Sabellida; Oweniidae.
GAUUAAUCCAUUUCUAUGUCGGGAGAUGUGUAACAGCCAGGUAUCUCCUAUAGCCAGCAAUUAUAUGUCUCGGUGAUUUUGCAUUUCCUCGAUUUGACGCUUAAAUUGGAUAUAUGUAGUCAUAAGCGUAAAAGUUCUGCAAUGCACUACGUCUAAGAAACGACACAGAUCGGAAUAACCAAGAUGAUUCCGCAGACAUCAAAACAAGAAAACCUAUGAGGACAAGCUAGAUACAGUAACAUCAUCUUCGUCAAUUCUACGAUUGACUUCGGAUAGUAACAGUCGUACGAUGCCAACUACCGACUUUACAAGCGCAAAUUGGUUAGCAGACGAAAACGAGUUUAAUAGGAGUAACGUUACGACUUCAUGGGCAAACUACAGCGAUGAUGUUCAACCCUUCACAGAAAGCGAUAUCUAUACUUGGUUCAUAAGUUCCACGAUCCUGUGCGUGCUUUCUACGAUCGCUAAUACGUUUUCCAUUCUCGCCAUCAAGAAUAUUCCAGGGAAGCUUACCGGGAACCACAUCUUGUACUUAAACCUUUCAAUUGCCGAUAUAUUAGGUAGUUUGGCGUCUAAUAUCGAGGUCGUAACGCUGGCAUUUGUUGAGCUUUGGCUAACUUCUUUUGAAGAUGUAUUGUCGGCAUUUAAAGGGAUUCUAUACUUCAGGGUAAUUGGCUUCGCCUGUUUUAUUCUUUUCUACAGUGUGUCAGCUUGGACUUUACUGGGAUUCGCCAUACUCCGUUACGUCGCAAUUUGCAGAUCAAUGUACUACCCGAACAUCUACCAGCGCCGUAAGAUCCUCAUCGGUAUUGCAAUGAUAUGGAUGCUAGCGUUGGCGGUCAGCGUUCCGACCCUCUGCCUGUUGAAACUUGGAGAUCCCACCGAAGACCAGUUCUGCACCACGGUCCACUACGUCUGGCCCAUUGUAUUUGCGUUCAUCUCGCUCGUUAUCAUAAUUCUUUACGUCUGCGUGUAUAUUGAGUCAAAACGAGCGAUGGUUCGGGCUAACAGAAUGCAUCCGGGGCAGGAGUACCCAAACCAUCAAUACAAGGCAUUCGUUACGACAUUGCUGUUACUCGCUACGCUCGCAUUAUCCUUUCUUCCCUAUAUAAUCAUCAGAAUUCUGCGUCUGUCUGAUAGAGACCUAAAACUGAAAUUUGCGUACUAUAGAUUCAUCUACUUUCUUCCGUAUAUUAACUUUGGGAGUGACCCAAUAAUUUAUGCCUCGAGGACAAGGGACAUAAGAGAAGGGUAUAGUCGACUGUGGAAGAAGAUCGUGGGCUGUUGUAAACGCUGUUCACGAAGAGAUACGAAGUUUGAAAGGUUGUAUCAUAUUUUAAAGACCCAAUGAGACGAGUAUGGAGUUACCGCGUUAUGCUAUCGGGAGCAUCACAAGACUUGAAACAUAUAAAUGGCGGUAUAAAGACUUUUACAAAUGCAGGCCGUAUCAUGAUGGCGACUCUGGGAGACAGUGUACAUUUAAUAACACGUGUCAGAGACAUGAUGUGAUUAUAUUUUCCAACAAAAAGCAUUCACAGUCUGUGCAUCUCCCGAAGUCUGUUUAAGAGUUUCGACCACAGGUCAUACAUAUGGUGAUGGCGAGUCUGAAAGGAUGAUUAGUAUAGAGGACACAAAUCAUUGGUCAGAAUCCCCAUGACAUCGAUUGCGAGAUGGUCAAAAGACAUAUUAUACAAUUGGUCCAAAGGGGGAAUAAUCCCAGAGUUCAAAGAUGACAUACGCUUAUACUGUAAACCUGUAUUGAGAUGAUAU